This is a messenger RNA of Anneissia japonica, 1036 nucleotides long. RefSeq names its product spindle and kinetochore-associated protein 1-like. Gene Ontology annotation, biological process: chromosome segregation; cell division; regulation of microtubule polymerization or depolymerization. The record is from RefSeq and is a predicted model, not a curated record. Gene Ontology annotation, cellular component: outer kinetochore; mitotic spindle; spindle microtubule. The transcript is spliced from 7 exons. The coding region runs from base 140 to 919 and encodes 259 amino acids. Gene Ontology annotation, molecular function: microtubule binding. NCBI's taxonomy places the organism in Eukaryota, Metazoa, Echinodermata, Crinoidea, Comatulida, Comatulidae.
UAAGUUUUGAACUUUGAACGCCUAGCUAGCCUAGUAGUAGCUAGGCCUAGCUAACUAAAUCUGGGAUCGGAGAGAGGGGGUAGGCCUAGGUCUAGGGACUUUUAUAAUCACGUAUAUUGAUAGAAAAAUAUCAGAAGUUAUGGAAUCUCGAACAGUAGAAGAGCUACAAGAACAUUUCUUGAAUAAAUUAGACAAUUUGAACAAAUGUAUGCAGAUGUCAAAUAUCUGUAAAGAGGCUGAAGUUCAGGAUGUAUUGUUUUCCAUCAACCAUGAGCUUCUAGUUCUAGAAUCAACAGUUGCUCAGAUGAAGAAACGUCUCAUAAAACAACGAGAAGAAGUUUCACAAUCUAAGCUAUUGUCAGAGCAGUUGAAAUCCCAGAAUGCCUUGCUGCAACACAUGUCGGAAAACAUACCAUCGCGGUUACCCGGACUGCAAAAAGUACAGAUAGAGAAGAAACAAAGCAUUGUAUUACAGGCAAAAUAUGAAGAAAAUACAGAACACAAAGAUGAAGCCACUAAGUCAACUACCAAAGCUCCAAGGAAAGUAGCUGUUCCUGUUAUGGACUACCUUACAGUUGAAGAAUAUGAUAGUGUUCCCAAAUACAUGAAAGGACGUUUACCAUAUGAAACUGUAAAUAAUGUUGUUGAGGGGAUCAACAAAGCGAUACUUGCCAAGUACACAUUCCUGAAACAACCAGUGAGCUCACUCAACAACAAAGACACAAAGAAACACAAAAAGUAUAAAGCACAGGAAACCAAAGACACAAAGGGUGUGUUUUUCUGUAUUGAUGAAGAUCUUAAAAACUACAGUAAUUGGCGUAUGGACAGCAGUACACGCUCAAGUCUGACAAUUUUACGUCAUUGUGGUAGAAUGCGUGAAACACGUGGCAAUGGAAUCGUUCGGUAUUGUUUAGUCUAGUAAAUCAUUAUCGUAAAAUAAUAUUCUUUUAGCACAAACAUUUGUAAGGUCUCCAUGAAAUGAUGUUGGGCCAGUGACCAUGGCCAGAUCACUUCUCACAUUUUUAAUAUAUAUAUA